ACUUGGGGAGGUGUAGACCUCCAGGUGUGGGGCCAUGUUCCAGGGAGAGCAGUACUCGCGAGCAGUACUCAUCUGGAGGUGCACUGUGUACUGUGCUGUACUGGGGAGGGCUGUCAGGAGUCCCCAGGGGUUCGAGGUGGGGGCACCCAGGAGCCAUAGGAACCAGGGUGCGAAUGAAGUCCUCACAAUCAUUCCGUCCGCCACCCUUCACAAAACGGGUCUCCAGGCCGUAGGGUGAAAGUGGCCCAAGUUCCAAGAUGCUCCCUCUAGUGUCUUGUGCGCUCACAGCUUUUCUCCCCCCGACCUUGUAGACGCCGGGCGAUCUAAGGCCAUCCACUUGAGUAAGUCUAAGGAGCUACCAAUCAAGUCCCGCCCGCCUCUGCAGUGCCUGGGUUGGAGCUCCCUGGACCUGCGUCUGUCACUCCUUCGCUUCCUCCUCUCCCAUUGGCCGCGGGGAGAGGGAGGCAGCUUUUUUUUUUUUUUUUAUCGAUUGGGCGGGGCCCAAUCAAGGGAGGGUCGGUCGGAUCUUUGAUGCCUUUUUUUUGCCCGAUUCCAAGAUGGCGUGGAUGACCACGCUGGGAAUGCAGCGUGAAGCCGCAGUUCUGCCAUCACUCAAGAUGGCUGCCCCCAUCAAGAUGACCGGGGUGUGCCGGGGGAAAGGGGGCAGCAGGAUGGUCUGAGACGGUGUAGCGUCGGACCAUGUGGAAGUUUCUGGGACUGGGGAGUCGGAUGAUGGGGGGGUGGGGCCCGUGGGGGGUAGAGGGAGCAAUAGCGUCCUUUCUCAGGCUAACCCCGGCCCCUCCCCUGUCCUCUGGACUGAAAUGGGGAACACGCUGGGCCUGGCACCGAUGGGGGCUUUGCCCCGCCGGAGCCCCCGGCGAGAGGAACCUCUGCCCAACCCUGGGAGCUUCGAUGAGCUGCACCGGCUAUGCAAAGAUGUGUUCCCAGCACAGAUGGAGGGAGUGAAGCUGGUUGUCAACAAGGUUCUGAGCAGCCAUUUCCAGGUGGCUCACACCGUGCAUAUGAGUGCUCUGGGCUUGCCAGGCUAUCACCUCCACGCGGCCUACGCGGGGGACUGGCAACUUAGCCCCACCGAGGUGUUCCCCACUGUGGUAGGGGAUAUGGACAGCAGCGGCAGCCUCAACGCCCAGGUCCUGCUCCUCCUGGCAGAGCGGCUCCGAGCCAAGGCUGUCUUCCAGACGCAGCAGGCCAAGUUCCUGACGUGGCAGUUCGAUGGCGAGUAUCGAGGAGAUGACUACACGGCUACUCUGACCCUGGGGAAUCCUGACCUGAUUGGGGAGUCGGUGAUCAUGGUCGCUCACUUCCUGCAGAGCCUCACCCAUCGGCUGGUGCUGGGAGGAGAGUUAGUUUAUCACCGGCGGCCAGGCGAAGAGGGGGCCAUCUUGACCCUGGCUGGGAAGUACUCGGCCCUGCACUGGGUGGCCACGUUGAAUGUGGGAUCAGGUGGGGCCCAUGCAAGUUAUUACCACAGGGCCAACGAACAGGUUCAGGUCGGGGUGGAGUUUGAGGCAAACACGAGGCUACAAGACACAACCUUCUCCUUUGGUUACCACCUGACUCUGCCCCAGGCCAACAUGGUGUUUAGAGGCUUGGUGGACAGUAACUGGUGUGUGGGUGCCGUGCUGGAGAAGAAGAUGCCCCCCUUGCCUGUCACCCUAGCCCUCGGAGCCUUCCUCAACCACUGGCGGAACAGGUUCCAUUGUGGGUUCAGCAUCACUGUGGGCUGAGGUUGUCCCAGAGCCGGCACCCGCUGAAGCUGGAGCCUCCGAGUCAGGUGCCCGAGGGCCAGAGACUAGGCCCCUCUCCAGAGCCCACCCUGCUGGGUGACCUCUAGGUCCCAGGAGCAGAGUGGCGGACAGGGCCGUGCCCUCCUCAGAACUGGGGCUGCCGCAGGGGCGGCUGCCGAGGGGCUGGCGUGAGGCUCCGACCUCUGCCACCCCCCCCCCCCCCCCCCCGGCGUCCUCUUCCUGUGCUCUUGUGGCUCUGGACUGAGGGAGAAGGAUUAGGGGGUCUGUCUGGCUGACUUCUCUCCCCUCA
Panthera uncia (snow leopard) is the source of this 2058-nucleotide messenger RNA. RefSeq names its product translocase of outer mitochondrial membrane 40 like (gene TOMM40L). The transcript is spliced from 10 exons. Bases 822 to 1748 code for a protein of 308 amino acids. Lineage: Eukaryota; Metazoa; Chordata; Mammalia; Carnivora; Felidae. Gene Ontology annotation, biological process: protein import into mitochondrial matrix. The record is from RefSeq and is a predicted model, not a curated record. Gene Ontology annotation, molecular function: transmembrane protein transporter activity. Gene Ontology annotation, cellular component: mitochondrial outer membrane; mitochondrial outer membrane translocase complex.